Molecule: messenger RNA, 3371 nt
Organism: Stegastes partitus (bicolor damselfish)
Lineage: Eukaryota; Metazoa; Chordata; Actinopteri; Pomacentridae
Product: tubulin beta chain-like
Exons: 6
Coding region: 75-1409 (444 amino acids)
Biological process (GO): microtubule-based process
Cellular component (GO): microtubule
Molecular function (GO): GTP binding; structural constituent of cytoskeleton; GTPase activity
Source: RefSeq, a predicted model, not a curated record
UGCAGUCUGUUUCAGUCAGCAGGUCCGCCGCAGCGCCUUUUCUCCGCCACUUUCAGCACCAACUAUCAUCCAUCAUGAGGGAAAUCGUGCACAUCCAGGCCGGCCAGUGCGGGAACCAGAUUGGAGCAAAGUUCUGGGAGGUGAUCAGCGACGAGCACGGCAUCGACCCGACAGGAACCUACCACGGAGACAGCGACCUGCAGCUGGACCGGAUCAGUGUGUACUACAACGAAGCCACCGGUGGGAAGUAUGUACCCAGAGCCAUUCUGGUCGACCUGGAACCAGGCACCAUGGACUCCGUCCGCUCCGGACCCUUCGGCCAAAUCUUCCGACCAGACAACUUUGUGUUUGGCCAAAGUGGAGCAGGAAACAACUGGGCCAAAGGCCACUACACAGAGGGGGCAGAGCUGGUGGAUUCAGUCCUGGAUGUGGUGAGGAAGGAGGCCGAGAGCUGUGAGUGCCUGCAGGGUUUCCAGCUCACACACUCCCUGGGAGGAGGCACCGGCUCCGGCAUGGGAACCCUGCUCAUCAGCAAGAUCAGGGAGGAGUACCCCGACCGCAUCAUGAACACCUUCAGUGUGGUGCCAUCGCCUAAGGUAUCGGACACGGUCGUGGAGCCGUAUAACGCCACGCUGUCCGUCCACCAGCUGGUAGAAAACACAGACGAGACCUACUGCAUUGACAACGAAGCCCUUUACGACAUUUGCUUCCGCACUCUGAAGCUCACGACGCCCACCUACGGAGACCUCAACCACCUGGUCUCGGCCACCAUGAGCGGCGUGACCACCUGUCUGCGCUUCCCCGGCCAACUUAACGCCGACCUGAGGAAGCUGGCCGUCAACAUGGUGCCCUUCCCUCGUCUGCACUUCUUCAUGCCUGGCUUCGCCCCUCUGACCAGCCGGGGCAGCCAGCAGUAUCGCGCCCUGACCGUGCCCGAGCUCACCCAGCAGGUGUUCGACGCCAAAAACAUGAUGGCGGCCUGCGACCCACGCCACGGACGCUACCUGACGGUGGCCGCCGUGUUCCGAGGCCGCAUGUCCAUGAAGGAGGUGGACGAGCAGAUGCUGAACGUCCAGAACAAGAACAGCAGCUACUUCGUGGAGUGGAUCCCCAACAACGUGAAGACGGCCGUGUGCGACAUCCCGCCGCGCGGCCUCAAGAUGGCCGUCACCUUCAUCGGCAACAGCACGGCCAUCCAGGAGCUGUUCAAGCGCAUCUCUGAGCAGUUCACCGCCAUGUUCCGCCGCAAGGCCUUCCUCCACUGGUACACCGGCGAGGGCAUGGACGAGAUGGAGUUCACCGAGGCGGAGAGCAACAUGAACGACCUGGUGUCCGAGUACCAGCAGUACCAGGACGCCACGGCCGAGGAGGAGGGCGAGUUCGAGGAGGAGGUGGAGGAGGACGCCUAAAAGAAGCGUCGAAAUGUGAUGUAACAGAAAUCAGAAAUAACCAAAAAUCAAAAAAAAAAAUCGAAAAAAGAAUAAUGUGAUAUGAAAUGUAGCAGAACAGAUGAGGAGGGCUGAUCAGAGGAGAACGGAGGUCCGAGUUGGUUAACGGGAGGACAGAAAUUACAGCAAGAAUGAAAUGUGAAUGUAGGCGGGGAAAGAAAGUGAGAACCACAUGACCAAAUUGAUGUGCCAUGGUUUACAGUUUCAUGUGACGCCAUGAAGGCCGAUUAAGACGCCAAGACCUUGUGUUGUAACUCCAGUGUCAUCACGUACAUUUGUUUUUACACUUUCCUGGAAAGUAAAAAACAAAAACACAAAAAAGCUUAAAUACCCCACCUCAGAAGCAGUAUUUUAAUUUGUGCUUUUACAUUCCUAAUCUGGAUUUUUCUUUUCCGCGGUUAGAGCAUUUGAAGGAUAACUUCAAGGGGCAGUUUAGUAUGUUUUUUUCACAGUUGCUAAUCCCUUGAAAGGACCAGAACCAACAGAUCCUGUGAGCUGCUAUUGUGUGUGAAUCCACCGUCGUCCAAAAAAAAAGUAUUAAAAGCAAACACUGAGCUGCUGCACAGUUGCACCGUGUGACCCGUUUAAUCAGGAUCAAGUCAUUGUUGGUCUUUUCUCCGGAUUUGUUGACUGUAAGAAGGAAAAACUACAAAACCUUGCUGUGAAAGAUUUCCAAGACUUUCAAGUGUGAAAAAGCCCAGCAGCUGUGAAACCUGUAAUCUGAAAGUGAGCUUCACAAAUCUGAAAUGAUGCCGUUAUCAGUGUUAAUUGCUUUUAUCAGUGUUCAUUACCUUUUUUUUUUGUCAGCUUUCCCAGUGAUCAAUGUGAAUUAUGGUCGUAGAUGAGACAUUAUCAGUGUUUUUUCUUGUGAGGCAGGUUUGCUAAAGUACUUUAAUCACCACGUUUUCAACCUUUGGAAGGCUGCAGGUGAGAUAAGCGUGAUUCAGUUUGUAGAGUCGUGUGAUUCCAGACAUGAGUGUUUUUACUGGUCGGCAUCUUUCCAAUCUUGUAUUUUUUUAAAAUAUUCUAGAUUGUUAGCUUUUAAAAAUACUUGUUAAAGACAUAAAAUAGAAUGCAAUAUUUUCUUUUUUUUGUUAGCAGAGCCUGCAGCGUGAACGACAUCCCAGUAACUACAGAUUCUUCAGAGUACUCAAAAUAGAGGUAAAAGCUGUUUUAUUGAAUUCCUGAGAAGAUGCAUUAAAGCAGCAGCAGCAGCAUUAGCAGGAUCUUUCUCAGACGCCAGCCAACGUCGUGAGGAGGAUCACAGCCUGCAGAUGCUCUGAACUCAGGUCAGGUCGUGGAGAUCACAUUAGUCGUGAUCUAAUCUGUUUUCCAUUCCCAGUAUCUGAGGCUGAAACAAGCCCGAGCUCCUCCUGAAGCAUCGUAACACAGCUGCUGUGUUUAAAGACGGAAGCCGAAAGCAGCAAUAAUUCAGGCUAAAAUCUUGAUUUUUUUUUUUUCUUUGUAAAUUUCUGGGCAAGGUAGUUUUGAAAUCUACUCUAAGCAUAAAGAUUAAAGCAAUAAUAUUCACCUGCAUCUGUUUUUCAUUCAGGAAUCUUUUCCUUUAUGGCACCACACUGAGGGUUUCCAGCACUUUUUCUGCAUCAGAACUUUUCUUUUCAGUUCAGCAGCUCAGUUAUUAUGACUUAUUGGAACAUUCCUAAAAUGUCAUUCCCAGCUGCUUGGACUUCUGAAGGACACAUUUUGUAUUUAAUCCUGUGUCGUAGUCGUGAUACGUUUAACACUCUGGUAAAUGUUUGCACUCUGAGCCUCGACCGUAUGCAUUCAGAUCAGACAGAAGUUGUGUUCGUGUGCUUUAUUGUGUCUUUGUACCUUUUUUUAAAUUCCUUUGAAACAAUUCAUUUGGGAUCCUGUUGACUGUGAAACAUUUGAGAGAAAUAAAAAGGCAUUUGUAGGAAAUAA